This is a messenger RNA of Lottia gigantea (owl limpet), 1143 nucleotides long. RefSeq lists its product as hypothetical. Gene Ontology annotation, cellular component: membrane. The coding region runs from base 1 to 1143 and encodes 380 amino acids. NCBI's taxonomy places the organism in Eukaryota, Metazoa, Mollusca, Gastropoda, Lottiidae. The record is from RefSeq and is a predicted model, not a curated record. Gene Ontology annotation, biological process: G protein-coupled receptor signaling pathway; cell surface receptor signaling pathway. The transcript has a single exon. Gene Ontology annotation, molecular function: G protein-coupled receptor activity.
AUGGUCUUCAAGAAUGGGCAGUGUGUUUUUUCUGGAAGCUCAUCAGAUCCAGUGACUAGCUUGGAUUGUCCUCACAUAUUACUGAAUAAAUCUGAAUUCGAAAUUUCUGAUGAAGGGAGACUGGUCAUAUUGAGCUCUAAAUACGUUUAUGAUCCCGAGUUAUAUGAACUUUUGAAAGACAGCAACCAAGUUGCCGUCUGCAGUAACUUUACUCAAAACUAUACUUCGUCUGAACUUGAAUAUAAUUUUGAUGAUGUUCAGGCCAUAUUAUCUGUGAUAGGAAUAACGUUAUCUAUAAUAGGAUGUGUUCUAACUAUUUGUGUAUAUUUAAGUUUUAAAUCAUUGAGGAAUAUUCCUGGGAAAAUUGUGAUAUCUUUAUGUAUUUCUCUAAUACUAGCUUACCUUACCAUGUUGAUAGGUCCUGCAAUGCGAGAGAAUUUCGCUGGAUGCAAGUCUUUUGCCAUUAUGAUGCAUUAUUUUUUCUUAGUUGCGUUUUUCUGGAUGAACGUUAUGGCUAUAGACGUAUGGUAUACUUUUGCUUAUCACCAAGCUGGUGGAAGUAGUGAACGGUCAACAAGAUUCCGCUUUUAUGUUCUUUACGUUUUCAUCAUGGCCUCCAUACCUGUUAUUUUAUCCACCAUCUUGAAUGAAACUGAAAUCGCAGACGACUUCUCUCCACAUUACGGAGAAGGAAUUUGUUGGUUUACCAGAAGAAAUGCUCUAUUGGUUUUCUUUGGAUUACCCUCGCUAUUGGUCUUAAUCGCUAAUGUCAUUUUAUUUCUGAUCGCAGCCAAUACCAUCUACUCGGCCCAGAAAAAUUCUGUUCGUCUGUUGGGAAAAGAAGAUAAAAGCAUGCUCUCUAUUUACGUUAGAUUGACUAUUGUGAUGGGGGUGGCCUAUUUGUUUGGAUUUCUGGUGCCUUUGUACAACCAUCCGGCUAUCUUGUAUAUCUUUAUAAUCCUGAAUACACUGCAAGGGUUGUUUAUCUUUGUAUCCUUUGUAUGUACACGCAAAGUUCUUGGUCUGAUACGUGAAAGAGCCAAUAAUUGGAGUCAGAGUCGAUCUGACGGUUCGUAUUCUGGUAGCAGAUCAACCACUAAAUCAUCAGCAGUUUCUUUUCGACCGACAACAGGAAAGUUCUAG